Paramecium tetraurelia is the source of this 5148-nucleotide messenger RNA. RefSeq lists its product as uncharacterized. NCBI's taxonomy places the organism in Eukaryota, Ciliophora, Oligohymenophorea, Peniculida, Parameciidae. The transcript has 7 exons. The record is from RefSeq and is a predicted model, not a curated record.
AUGGAACAACUAUUCAAAUUAAUAAAUCUAUUAAUACAUCCAGCUUCCACUCAACUUCAACUCAAAAGUAUCGUUGUUCUUAUAGCAACCAUAAAUAAAGCACAAGAACUCGAACUUGUCAAGAAUUUUUAAUUUCAAUAUAAAACAGAGAUGAAUCCAAUCCUGAGUAUAAUAAGUUAUUGCUUCAUCAUAGAUUCUAUUUCAUCCACUUAGCAAGUUCUCAUAAUUUUAUUUUUCUUUAUCGUGCACAUCAUAUUCUUACUCAUGUUCACUUAUUAUUACUUUUUGAGAAACAAAUCAACCUCAUUAUAGCACAUCUUGCAUUCCUUCUUAACUUAUUACGAAUUGCUCUUCUAAAUUCCUAUUCUGUAUUCAGCAUUGAGUUUUAUUUAUGACCAAGAGAUUUGCAAUCUCAGCGACUUCUGUGCUUCGGCAGGCAGAAUAGGAAUGAUAUUGAUAGGCUCACUAAAUAUCAUAUUCGCUUUGAUCUUAAAUUCAAUACACAUUUACUUUGGGAGAUGCGAAAAAUUAAUGGAAGAUAAUUACAUUUUAACAUUGGAUUAUUCUAUAGUUUUUAAUGGCAUAAUGUAAGUGUUAUUGAUAACAUCGAUAAUUCUGAAAUCAAUAGAUAUUUUGCCUCAAUUAAGAUUUGCCUUGUUGCUAAUAAAGAGCUUGACCUAUAUCGUAACUUCGAUAAACAGAAUCAAUCAAUUCGCAUAUAUUUUAGUUGAGUCUAUUGCGAUUUCCGUCAACAUUUCCAUUUCAUUCAAUUUUAGUAUCUACGAAUUAUUCUUAAUAAUCCUUUUUUUGCUGUACUUGUGUAUAUAGAUUCAGAAUCGAGUAGUGAAUUACUAUAUCACUCUUAAGUAACAGCAGAAUUUAGUCACACUUUAAGUUUUAGAAGAAAACAAUGAAAUGAGUGCUGCACCAAAAUCUAAGAUUAUUCUAUCCAUCAUUAAAAAGAAUCAUGUAUGCAAGAAAUGCAAGAAUUUUCAUCAGAUAGUUGAGUGUCUAUUAAGAAGAAUGGCCAAUACUUCAAUCAAUAGUAGCCAACUCUAUGUUUUGCUAUAUUGCUCCUAUGUAGCUAAUCAUGCCCCAUUAAAAGCACUGAUAAGAGUCAUUUUAAUGACAUCUAAUGAUAUCUACUAUAAAAUGGCUUCUCACAAUUUGUAAUAGGAAUUAUAUAAGAGAACUUAACAAUUUUAAAAAGAGGCUCAAGUUAAGAAUUCAAUUAGAAAUGCCAAUGAACAUUUGAAUUCACUAGAUGUUCAAUCAGCAUUUAAUACUUCCCACUCUGCAUCCAUAUUAUUCCCUUUCAUUCUUGAAACUGUGAAUAGCAAAAUCAAUUUUUGGAAUAAACUGAUCAAUGGGUAUAAUGAUAUUGAUCAUUGUCUUCACGAAGCAUUAAAAACAACCUCAAAAAUGUUGAGAUGCAAAAAGGAAUUUGAGGAUAGAUUCGAUAUGACCAAUAAUAAGUUGAAAGGAUCUUAAUCUCAAGACAUUUUAUCAAUGAGAAUCAUACAAAUCUAUUAGACUGGAAUUUAUUCGAACUCUUUCUAGGCUUUUUAAUUAGAAAAAGCAAUUGACGAUUUGCUAAAGAGCGAAAGAUAUAAAUAAGAUGAAUCUUUGGAUAAUAUUCAAUUAAUACAAAAUAGAUUGAUAAUCUUAAAAUCUAGUCUAGUGCGCAAAAGAGGAGAACUAAUUAAUACCAAUAGUAAAUAGUUAUCAUAGUUUUUGUGUGAUUCCGAGGACAAUGUUAAAUUAAUCAAACACUGCAAUUAGUUGAUGCCUGUCUUCUUAUCUGGAAUCCAUGAUUAGUUAAUGGAUAAUUAUUUAUAAAAUGGACAUUCCAAAUUAAUGGUGCAUGGGGAGUCAACAUUCUUUUAAAAUUUAUAAGGAUACAUAGAACCUUGUAAUAUCAAUUUGUAUAAUUAUUUCGAUUCAAAUAAGAAUGACUUUUUAUUAAAUAUGAUUCUAACCAAAGAGUAAUCAAAUAAUGAAACUAUUUUGUUUGGAAUAGAUGGUAAAAUUCUUGGAUUCACUAAGUAAUUUUAUGACGAGGCUUUGAGAUCUAAAACAAAAAUUGAAAGUUCUCAUAUGUCUAAAAGAUCUGAAACAACAGCUUAAUAAAUAGAAAUCAAAGAGUUAUUAUUAAGAUACCCAUUAAUUUAAUACUACAUACCAUCCAUUACUUAAUAGGUAGAGGAGCUAAGACUCUAAAUUAACUCAUCUUCUAAUUAUCUGAUGAAUAACUUAAGAUCUUACUGGAUUAUUCCAUCAAAUCAUAAUGACUGCCUUUUAAAUUCCAAUUUAAUAUUGUCAUAAUUUAAGAGAAGAAGUAAUGGUACUCAAACUCAAGGCAAUCAGAGAUCUUAUAAAUCUUUAACCUAUUCAAGAUAUUCUUAGAAUUCUGUGAAUACUAAUAUGGACAUUUAUGACGAUUAAGAGAUUCCUUAAGAAAUCAGAAAGUAGAUUCUCAUUGAUAAUACACCAAUCAUGAUUUUACAUCCAGAAGUCUAAGAAUCUGUAAAAAAGCUAGUUGAAUUUGAUACUUAAUCAUAAUAUAUGCAAUUAGGCUUGUUUUACAGUUUGUCAUUUAAGGUUCUAAAAUAUAAGAAAGGAACGUAUGCUUAUUUUAUGAUUUCUAUUAAAGAAAUGAAGCACUUGUAAUUGCAAAAUUCUAAUCAGCAUUUCACUACUGUUCCAUCCCAAACAACUCAACAAUAGAGCUUAUAUCCAACUUAGGAUUUGAAUAAUAGUGAUUUAUUCUUAAGAAAUGAGAAUGCGGAAAUACCUGAAUCCUAAAAUGGGAUGAUCUUAGAAAUUAAAAUGAUGAAUCAAUUGAAGGCUGUAAAAUAGUAUGAUAACGACGAUUUGAGUAAUAACCUUUUAGAUAAUUCGAAAUCCUUAGAAAUGAGUUUAAAAGUUAAAUAAUCUGAAAGAUCCAAUAUAUUUGAUUCCAACAGAUAAAUGAUUUUCUAAUAACCAUUGUACAUUAAACCCAGACUCUUAGAUAAAUAAUGCAAUUAAGAGUUCGAGCAAAUGGAAAAUGAAAUGCAAGGAUUAAAGGAAAGACAAUUAGAACUAUUAGAUGAAAAUGAAUAAGAAAUAGUCAAUGAAAAAUUUGAAUCGAAUAGUUAAACAUUAAAAAAGAAUUCGAUUUUGGGUAAGCUAAGAAUAGCUUAAUUACAAAAGAAGGAGAAUGCUAUGGAUUUUGCAUCGAAUCCCUCAAGAACUUCUACAAAUUCAACAUCCAAGGAGUCCUUAUUAAUAGUUUAAUAACUGUAUUAUAACACCUAACUUAUAACUCCUCUCAAAAAAAUAGGUUUUCUUCUAUCAAUGAUAUCUUUGGCUAUCUUGGCUGUCGAUAUAAUUAAUGUUUAAUUGAUAUCAUCUAACCUUAUUUCUUAAACAGAAUAGGUUAAAAAUCUGAGAUAACCCCAAGAUAUUAAUUACUUUUACUCUUCUGCAAUGUACCAGGAAUGGAUUCAAUAUGUAUAAAGCCUAAAAUUAAUCUCAUUAAGUCCUUUUAUGAGUGAUAGAAAUACUGAUGUAUUGGCUUCAAUGUAUGAUUUCGCUAGAGCGUAAAUGAUUGAUUUAGCAAUAUAAGUACCUAAAUAAGCCUAGAACUUGAAUAUCAAUACAGUUUUCAACUUUAAGUAUAUCGAAAAUGGAGUUAUCAAAUAUCAAGACCUUCCUCUUUAGGAUUUUUAUCAAGUAAUUUAUUAGACAGCUGAAACUUCAUAUAGAAACAAUUUGGGAAACGAAUCUUUCAUAUACCCAGAUAUGCUAACAACAGGUAUAAUAAGAGUGAACUUAUGGCAAAUCAUAGAUCUGCAUAAUCAACUAAUUUAGAUUAUCAUGUAGAAUACUAUUGAUACUUAAUCUUCAGUGAGAUCGUACUUCUUGACAGUUAUGAUGGUUUAGUUAUUUUCUGUAAUGUUAUUUAUUGGACUCUAAUUGAAAUAUUGGCUAUUUAUUGAUCACAUUACUAAAUCGAUAUUAUUUUUAGUAUCUCGCAUAAAUGAAAAUUAAUCAAUUGAUUAAAUUAAUCGUCUCACUCUGAUAAAAGAGCAGUUGGAAAAUGAGAGUACAAAUAAAUGGAAACUGUUUAAUUUUGGAGAAGUCAUGUUUGAAUAUUCGGAUAAAAAAUAGAAAAAAGUAGAAUUAAAGUAGGCUAUUUCGAUUCAAUCUACUUAAAAUAGUUACCGAGCCACUAGUGCUUUAUAUUCUAGAAUAUAGAAAACAUAUUAUUUGAAUAGAACAAAUGUUAUAAUAACAUUUUUAUUAGCUAUAACAUGGUCAGCUUUUUUAAUGGCUGGAUAUCUUAUCCAUAUGUCAUAUAAUGAUAAUUUCUAACCCUCUUUAACUGUUACAUUAAAAUUUGUGUAAUUUAGACACAACAUGGAUUCAUUGGCUUUAAUUGCAGGUCUCACAAAAACUGAACCUCUAAUCCCGAAUUAUAAUCUUAGUUAUAUCAAUUAAACUUUAUCAACAUCUUUGUUAGUAGAUUAUAAGGAUAAUUUAUUACCCUUGAUUAAUGAAAUCGCUGAUGUUAUCUUGAAAAAUGCUAACGAAAACAAUCAGAAGAGUAUUUUCGAUGGAGUUUUGAAUUAUGAUCUAUGUCUAUCGACUACGUUAGAUAAUCUACCAGUUUGUGACUUAUCAAAACAGUCCUUAGCUUAUGAUAAGAAAGAUAUAUAUUUAGACAUCAUUGUGAAUGGUGCUCUGGGAUUUACUGCAGCGUUCGUUAAGUUUAUCAAUUAAGAAUACGAUUACGAAAUAAAUAACUUAAAAUAUAGUCCAAAUAUAGAGGAGUGUAGGAUCACUGCACAAUCUUAAUAAUUUUAGAAUUUUGUCUUACAAUAUUUUACUGACAUCCAAACUGCAAUGAGAUAAUUCUUGAUUUUGUUUUAAUAAGACAAUUCCAAUAUCAGUUCAAGUAUCAUCAGUGUGAUACAAGUGUAUUACUAUGGAUUUGGGAUUAGUCUAUUCGCCAUAUAUUGUACCUUGAGUUUUAUAUGGAUCUAUAAAUAACAAUUAACCAUCCAGUCAUUACGAUAGAUUCUGGUGCUUAUUCCUGUGGAUCUGAUUCUAACUGCAAAUAUUAGAAGUCAGGCAAAGGAAAUUCAUUAAAUGUUGUACUGA